AUGGUGGCUGUCAGAGGUGGACAGGUAACAGACGACCCAGUAUCCCUCCCAGGCAUACAGUCUCUGCCCUGGCCAGUCCCCUCCAACCUGCCCACCACCCCCUUCCACCUUUCUCCUCCCAACACCACCCCCUUCCACCUCAAACCCCCUGCGGCCUUCCUCCUCCCAUCACCAGCCCCCUCCAACCUUUCUCCUCCCACCACCAGCCCCCUCCAACCUUCCUCCCCCCACCACCAGCCCCCUCCAACCUUCCUCCUCCCACCACCAGCCCCCUCCACCCUUCCUCCAACCCCCUGCAACCCACCUCGUUCCCCUCGUCUCCAGUUCCUCCUCAGUCUCCUCCCCUCCCUCUCCUCUGGGCUGAUAUCUGGCGGGCCGUCUCUUCCCCCCAGUGGCGCGGGCCUUCUGGACAGAGCAGAUGGUGAGAGCGGACCGGGAGGAGACGUCCUCUAA
Messenger RNA from Oncorhynchus mykiss (rainbow trout), 453 nucleotides. The record is from RefSeq and is a predicted model, not a curated record. NCBI's taxonomy places the organism in Eukaryota, Metazoa, Chordata, Actinopteri, Salmoniformes, Salmonidae.